Humulus lupulus (European hop) is the source of this 792-nucleotide messenger RNA. RefSeq names its product leucine-rich repeat extensin-like protein 3. The record is from RefSeq and is a predicted model, not a curated record. The transcript has a single exon. Gene Ontology annotation, biological process: plant-type secondary cell wall biogenesis. Bases 1 to 792 code for a protein of 263 amino acids. NCBI's taxonomy places the organism in Eukaryota, Viridiplantae, Streptophyta, Magnoliopsida, Rosales, Cannabaceae.
AUGGGCUACUCUUACCACUCUCCUCCUCCACCAUCACCAUCACCACCACCACCUCCACCGCCGCCAACUCCCUCAUCACAGCCACCUCAAUAUGGCUAUCAUAAACCACCCCCUCCGCCAGUCCCGGCAUCGCCGCCUCAAAAAGGCACUUACCCUCCAAAGUCAUCACCUCCAAAACCUUCAUAUCCACCAAAGUCAUCACCUCCAAAGCCUUCAUAUCCACCAAAGUCACCUCCUAAUGCGCCAACACCAAAUAACUCUGCAUACCCACCAAAGCCGAGCAAGAUUCCACCGGCUCAGCCACCAAAACCUUAUCCCUCUAAGCCAGGCAAGAAUUCUCCGGCCCAACCACCAAAACCCUAUUCAAAACCUCCGCCAACUACGCCUUACCCCGGCUCACCACUGGCGCAGCCGCCCACCUUCCACGGCUAUGCGCCGGCCCCGCCCACUUUUGGGCCGCCUUCGCCUACCAUCAACGGCGUCCCGCCUUCCUCUGACAUCUCGACACCACCUUCGGGAGGCAACCACACCACUGUUAUAGCAGUAUGCGUCUCCCUCGGCGGUGGUUUUUUCCUGGCAUUCAUCUUGGUUGGCCUCUUCUGCCUCGCUAAGAAAAAGAAGAAGCCAGUUUUGAUCCCCGCCGCAGCUGCCUGUGCAUCAUCAUCAGACUCCGAUGAAGAGAGUGGCCAUGGAACCGCUGGUCAUGGAGCCGCCGCCGGCGCAGCCGUUGGUGGAGGAUCUUCCAACCGCUCAUCAGGCCAUGGUUCAGGACAUCAACGAAGUAGCUACUAA